UCAUGAAGUGAAAAUUCCAGUUUCUGACUUUGAAUUCAGAAGAUCACCAGCUACACCCCUAUUCAGAUAUUUAGUGCUGAAAAAUUUUUGUUGGAGAAAUGUCUUCUGAGUCAGAAAAGGAUAAAGAAAGGCUGGUUCAAGCUGCCAAAACAUUGUUCUUUCACCUACAAGAUCUUGCUUCCUUCACAAACACACUCACUGAAUUGUUUAACAGCAGUAUGAAUACCCAGAUCCUCUCGAUGGCUGUGAAAGAAGAUGUUCGUGUUAAGGAUGUCUUUGAACAAAUGCUCAAAAUUUUUAAGGAGAUGCAGUCUGCAGUAGAUGCAAAGCAUGACAAAAUGCAAAAGGAACCUUUAUGUUCCAAGAUUGCAACAGCUAUGUGCUCUCUGGUUGAGAAGAGUACCAAUGUAAAGGAGUUGCAUCAGGCAGCUAAAGAAGUGUUCAAAAAUGUUCCUACACCAAUCAUUGUCUCCGUGCUGAAUAGUGGUAACAUCCUGGGGAGUUUGGAAUCUUCUCUUUCACUCUUGAUGGAAUAUCCCCUCAUGACUCUUCAAUUAAGUGACCUCUAUAGAAAAGAGCAAUCAGAAACCACCACGUCUGAGAAAAGCGAAAGUUCAGGUCCAUGCAAAACCACUACAGUAGACACCUUGAAAAAGUUGCAGGAUGCGUUAAAAACUGAGAAUGCCAAGAAUGCCAUCGAGUCGGCCACAGAUCAGUUGGAACAAAUUAUCAAAACUACAGGACCAAUCUUAGAGAUCCUCCAAAAAGCCAUAAAGGCUAUGGAAACCAAGAUUUCUGUGUCUAAAAAAGCUGAUGACUAGUGGGAGUGCAGCAGAAGUGCUCAUUUCUGUCAGAAAAUCAGUUCAAAACUUGUGAAUUUUUAUAGUACUUUCUAAGACCUUUGAUGCCAGAUGUGGUCUAUUGGGACAUAAGUGCAAAGAGUAGUCACCUGGCAAACCAUUUACCUCAAGUUUUGUUUUAUUCAAAUAAAAAUAAGUAAUCA
Ceratotherium simum simum (southern white rhinoceros) is the source of this 1003-nucleotide messenger RNA. It is a transcript of the gene C17H12orf60, whose product is annotated as chromosome 17 C12orf60 homolog. NCBI's taxonomy places the organism in Eukaryota, Metazoa, Chordata, Mammalia, Perissodactyla, Rhinocerotidae. The record is from RefSeq and is a predicted model, not a curated record.